UCGGAGUUAUAUGUGUGUGCGCUGGCUUUACUUUUGUUUAUGGCCCAAUUUAGCCAACGAUGUGGAACAUGAUGUCCAUUCUCUAGUUGUCGUAGUGCAACCACGCCACCGGACUUCCGCCGCCGGUGCCUGCAUGUGCUUGACCGCCUGGAACCGCCGAGACGAGCCCAGGUAACCAUAGAGUCGAGCUGAUAAACCCUUCUACCGAAGCGAGGACUGCUCGCACAGAGAUGUGCGCGAAAGAUCUAACUCUACGCACAUCAUAACCGGAAAGAGCCACAUAUAACAAGACUACAGUUGCGAAUAUGCUUCGUUCCGUCUCACUAUUGUUACUAUCGCUAGCUGGGGCAGCCAACGGGUCAGCAUCCACUCCACUAAACAUCACGGCACUCUCCUCUCGGGGAGGGUACUCGGUGCUGGAAUGCUGGCAGUUGGAGGCCCUGCCGGUUGAGGCAAUGUCGGCCAUGAACUACAACCUAGGCGACACCGUCAAGGCGACGUGGUCCAUCAUCCAGCCGCGGACGACGGUGGGCGAGGCAUGGGCGCCGACAGUGCAGCUCUCGGUGAUCCUCAACGGCAUGAUCCGCAUAACCUCGCCGGCCCCCGCGCCGGUCGGGUCCACGCCGGCCCCCUCGGUCGGCGGCGGGUCGGCGGCCACGGGCCCGCCGGAGCAGGCGGUCGCCUACGUGGUGCCGGGCACGCUCGCGUCCUCGGUCGUCAUCGCGGCCGACCUCAAGUCGAUCAGCACGCUCCGGGGCCACUUCACAGAGUUCCCGAGCGACGAGCCGACGGUGCUGGUGCAGGUCCCGUUCGAGGGCGACGUCCCGCCGCCGCACUCGGUGCUGCACGACGGGGCGUGUCGGCCGCCGGCUGCGUGAGUGGGAGGAGGGAGAAGGGAGGGAGGGGG
Molecule: messenger RNA, 907 nt
Organism: Gaeumannomyces tritici R3-111a-1
Lineage: Eukaryota; Fungi; Ascomycota; Sordariomycetes; Magnaporthales; Magnaporthaceae
Exons: 2
Coding region: 306-878 (190 amino acids)
Source: RefSeq, a predicted model, not a curated record